Cuculus canorus (common cuckoo) is the source of this 1726-nucleotide messenger RNA. It is a transcript of the gene TSLIG2, whose product is annotated as chromosome 1 C2orf49 homolog. The record is from RefSeq and is a predicted model, not a curated record. Gene Ontology annotation, cellular component: tRNA-splicing ligase complex. The transcript is spliced from 4 exons. NCBI's taxonomy places the organism in Eukaryota, Metazoa, Chordata, Aves, Cuculiformes, Cuculidae. The coding region runs from base 14 to 730 and encodes 238 amino acids. Gene Ontology annotation, biological process: embryonic morphogenesis.
ACGGGGGAAGGAGAUGGCGGCGCAGGGAAGGAGCGGCUCGGGGGAGCAGUGGGGUUCGGCACGGGAGGAGCCGGAGUUGCUGCUGCAUCCGGAGCUGCUCUCGGAGGAAUUCCUGCUGCUCACCCUGGAGCAGAAAAAUAUACUUGUCGAAAAUGAUGUAAAGAUGGACAAAGAUGGUCUCACUGAUCUCUAUAUUCAACAUGCCAUUCCUCUGCCUCGGCGUGACUUACCAAAAAGUAGAUGGGGGAAAACGAUGGAAAAGAAAAGGCAGCAAAAUGACUUGAAAAGUGAAAAUAAAAGUGUUACAACAGUGGAAGGUUUGAGGAAACGGCCAUUAAUUGUAUUUGAUGGCAAUUCAACAAGUACAAGCAUAAAGGUGAAGAAGACAGAGAAUGGAGCUGCUGAUCGCUUAAAACCUCCUCCAGCUGGAAGCACCACCAACACUGUUAGAAGAUUAUCAGUUCCUUCCAAUGCCUCAACAUACAUUUCAGCCUCCAGUUUAUCAGAGGACGCUAAACUGGAAAUGAGGAAUAAUGAGACUAAGCAGAACAAUAUUUCAAAGACUAACAGCAGUGUGUUGGCUAGUCUGAAGGUCUACCCUUUGUCUCCAGUAGCAGGAACUACUGUUGUGAAGUUAAAGAGAGCGGUUCCAAAAGAAGAAUCUGAUUUGCCGAAUGACCUAAAGCCUGUGGAAGCAAAGAAGAAAAUCCAGCAUGUUACAUGGCCAUGAAGUAGCUAAUGGUGCUUGAAAAAUAAAUGUUACUUCCCUAUUUUCAAAUAGAUAAGUCAUAUUUAAACAGUUGAAGUACAGUGCUUUUUAAAUCUUACAGGGAUUCAGAUUGCUCUGAAGUUUUAACAAGUUUCAUAGUUCCCUAUUGUAAAGCUGGAGUCAUGUAUCACCAGUCACCUUAAGAGCUUCUACUCUUAUACACCAAGUAGUUCAUUUUUCUUUAAAAGGUGGCAAUAUUACACUAUACUAAGCCCCCCACUCUUAGUUUUCAAGAUUAUUAUGGUUCAUCUCCUGCAUGUCACUAUAAUUCACACAUAUAAAUAUGUAUUUUUUUUUUGUUUCGGUAAGAUUCAGUUUUGUUCCACUUCAGGUAAAAUAGUUAAAAUAACUAUUGAGAUUCUGAGUGAUCCCAAGAGCUUUCUUGGUUUCAAAGAGGUGAUUUGUUUAGAUGAGGAAACUGAUGAUUCUGCUGCUAAGAUAGUCUGAGACAACUUUUUUCCCUUUUUGUUGCACAGAACAGGAGUGUAGAAUAUACAGGGCAAGUUAGGUUGGUAAUAAGAGAUGAACUUUUUAACAGCAUUACUUCAAAUUGAAGUUUCUCUUAUUGACAUGAAAAAAGAAAUGCACGGAUGGAAGUAUGUUUCAUUGAACUGUCUGAUGUGAGUCUUUGAAAGAAAGUAGUGAAUGGAUUAAUGCCACGUUCCCUUAAAUGCACAGGCAUAUUCUAUACAUGCAAAGUGUAAAAAUGUGCCGAUGUAGCAAAUUUGCUUGUUUUCCUGGUUACAAGCAUGCUUAUAAAAUAUGGGGAGAGCCUGUGGAAUGCAGGUCAGUGCUUUCUUAACUUACUAACAGUUGGAGAGGGAAAGGAAGACACGAGAAGUACCUUGAGAGCAUUAGCGUAUGUAGUUACACUCUGAAAAAAUAAAACAACUUAUUUUCCCUCCCUUUGAUAAUUUAAUUGGUUUUCUGUGAAACUUGGUGUUUCCUCUAGAUUGG